UAAAUGACAUGAAUCUCAAACGAUCUCCAUCAACGAAAACAAAAAAAGCAAGAAUCAAAGUCAAGUCAUCAAGAAAGCAAAACAACAAGUUUGAACGAUGGAAUUUGUAAGGUUUCCGAUAGUCUCAAUCCUCGAAGACAUGCUAGAAGUUCCCGAAGAGCACAACGAGAAGAGCCGCAACAAUCCUUCAAGAGCUUACAUGCGGGACGCAAAGGCAAUGGCGGCUACGCCAGCCGACGUGAUCGAGCACGCGAACGCGUACGUUUUCGUGGUGGACAUGCCUGGAAUCAAAGGAGAGGAGAUCAAGGUUCAGGUGGAGGACGAGAACGUGCUUGUUGUGAGCGGAGAGAGGCAGAGAGAGAACAAGGAGAGCGAGGGUGUGAAGUAUGUGAGGAUGGAGAGGAGGAUGGGGAAGUUUAUGAGGAAGUUUCAGUUGCCUGAGAACGCUGAUUUGGAGAAGAUCUCUGCUGUUUGUAACGAUGGUGUGUUGAAGGUGACUGUUCAGAAGCUUCCUCCUCCUGAGCCUAAGAAACCAAAGACUAUCCAAGUCCAAGUUGCUUGAGUUUCUGGAUUUUUCUUCAAGAUUUCGGUUUGAAUGUACUUGGAAUGUGAGAGACUGUGUGAUGAUGCGUGUUUUAAGUUGAAGUGAAAGUUGUUAAAAAGGUGAAAUAAAGGAUGUUCCUCUGUUUUAGUCGA
Molecule: messenger RNA, 696 nt
Organism: Brassica napus (rape)
Lineage: Eukaryota; Viridiplantae; Streptophyta; Magnoliopsida; Brassicales; Brassicaceae
Product: 17.6 kDa class II heat shock protein
Exons: 1
Coding region: 98-562 (154 amino acids)
Biological process (GO): response to hydrogen peroxide; response to salt stress; response to heat
Source: RefSeq, a predicted model, not a curated record